Messenger RNA from Dermacentor andersoni, 4176 nucleotides. Its product is annotated as lysoplasmalogenase TMEM86A. The record is from RefSeq and is a predicted model, not a curated record. Gene Ontology annotation, cellular component: membrane. Gene Ontology annotation, molecular function: hydrolase activity. Lineage: Eukaryota; Metazoa; Arthropoda; Arachnida; Ixodida; Ixodidae.
GGUAGCGCGCACUUCGCAACGAGCAGCAGCAGACAUCGUCAUGGGGCCUAGCGCGUAACGGCGGGUGCCGCUGUUGAGCUGGGAAUGAAAUACCCGAUACGGCAGCUGGAGGCAAGCUAAGUUGUGCAGGUCCAUUGUCACUGCUCCUCGAAUAGAUGAUGCUCGGCUCUCCAACGCUGCUGUUGCAUGCGCCGCAACACAACUCGUGAUCGCCAGCGUAGUUUCUCUUCGGGACAGACUUUUCCGGUCAACGGCGGCGCGAUGAUGUCUACCGACGAGGGCAUCGAUGACGAGCUCUCCGACUACUGGACCAGCCCUAAAGUUGUGGUGAAAUGUGUGGGUCCCAAGCUGGUGCCAUUCCUGAAGACAGUUGCCCUUUACUUCGUGGUGGCCAUUUCGUGGCAGCCAUCAUGGCUGGGCUGCCUGCUCAAGUGCCUUCCAGUCGCCUUCCUCAUGGUGUUCGUUGUUCUGCAUGGCAUCUCACUGGGUGAUGCACGCCACUGCUACUCACGCCGUGUGCUCUUUGGCCUUGGCCUCUCGUGCCUUGGCGACGCGCUGCUUGUCUGGCCGUGGGGGUUCCUCCCAGGAAUGGGUGCCUUUGGUGCCGCACAUCUCUUCUAUAUUGCGGCCUUUGGCACGCAUCCACUCAACCCAUGGGCCGGUGCUGUCUGCCUGGCCUGCGUUGCUGCUGCUGGUACUUUGCUGCUACCAAACCUUAAUGGUGUGUACCUCUUCGCUGUGCCCUUGUACGGCUUUGUGCUCAUGGUCAUGGUGUGGCGUGGCGUCUCACGGGUGCGCUUCUUCGAUGACCUCUGGACUUGGACCAAGCUGUGCUCUUGCUUCGGCGGCAUCCUCUUUGCGGCCUCCGACCUGCUCAUUGCACUCAACCUCUUCUACCUGAGUGCUCCGCCCAGCUACAUCCAGCAUGUCAUUAUGCUCUCGUACUAUGCAGCACAACUUGGGAUAGCACUGUCAGUUGUCGACUGCCGCACUAUGGCAGCCAUUAGUGCUGCAAACGAGCAGCCAGCGCCCUGCCGCAAUGGUAGCUCCUGCUCCACAAAUGCUGCAGCGUCUGCUACACACGUGCCGAGUACAUCCAAGACAAAGCUAGAAUAGACCACGGCCACUGAGAGAGAUGGACACUGCGGCAAACCAUAUCGUUAGAGGGCCGCACACAUUCUUUUCGAUGAACAAAGCCUGUUGCAUGUUUCCUUGACAUGUGGAGUGUCACCUAGAGCACCAUAAAUGUGAAGUUAUUGCCUACGAUGCAGCUACCGGAUGCUUUCCAGAAUGAGCUCUUUCACAUUGCAGAGCAUGUACAAGGCACAGCAAAGGAAUUUAUUGUGUUCAUAGUACUAUGUCGCAGACAUUCUUUCUGUGAACAAAACUGCGCGUGUGCCUGGUUGCUGAACAGCGGCUAUAGCUGUUGCCUGCCGUACAUCCACUUGUUUUCUGCAAGAAUGGACUGAGCUUGCGAUAUGAAACAGCUGGCAUCGUCAUUUAUGUGCAUCCUGGACUCUGUGCAUGUUGAAGCUACAUAUUAUUGACUGAGGAGCCACCUACCUGGUCUGCAUCCGUCAACUGGGUGCGUGUGCCAAUUAUGGUCUGGCCUGAUGGCAGCUGUGGUAUGGAAGCUUUGCAAUCCCAUUGAACGAAAAGCUGCCUAAACCAGUGAGACUGUCUCUGCGGGUCAAGGUGCAACAGAGCUGCCAGCCAAUUUUGGCUGCAUUGCAAUGAGUGUGCGCAAUGGUGCGUCACUAUACAUUGUCAUUCUCACACAGGCACUUUUUCUCUGGGCAGGUAGAAGUUUCCUGCACUGCUAUGCUGCCAUCGUCUUGGAAUAUAGGAUUUUUUAGGUCAGGUGUACAGCAUAUUAAUAUGUACAACAGUGCAUCAUAUACUUGUGCAUGCUUUCACUGCGUCCGCCUAGAUAGAUAUAUUGCCUAAGGUCUUACAACUGACUCUGGGACACUUCAUCCCAACCUUGACAACUCACAAGCACAGCUGAAAUCUGGUGGUGGUGAUUGUCAUGUUUCACACCUGACCUACGAAUUUUCCUUGGUCAGUAUUAUUGUGAUGAGAGAAGGGAGAGAGCUGGUUUUCUCUACUUCCAAGAAGUCUGCACAACCUUACUCAGAUUCUGUAGCUGUCCCGCACAGUAUCGGUGUAAAGAAAUUCUUGUUCACAUUUUAUGUGCAUUCUUGUUAUCACUUGUUUUAUGAAAUUUUGUGAUGCAUCUCAGAAUUAGGCCAGAGGUUGUAUCUUGUAACGAUUCCUUUUCUACUGUUUGUGACCUUUGUCAUUUGCUGAAUCAAAACGACAACAUUGCUAUUGCCAGGAUUGGCCACUCAGCCGGACGGAUGACGACAAAGUAGCAUCAGAGGGGAAGAAUCCUUACAAAGUAGAGGCCUUAAAGUGGCCCUGAAACACUUUCCCAACUAGUCAUAAAAUGGUCUUAGAAUGGUAUUAAAGAGCGCCAUCUUGUGAAUCUCAUGCCCCCAAAAUUUUUAGGAUCCUUCGACACAGCUAUGUGCAACUGUCGUGUGCAGAUCAACAGUGCAAAGAUUAAAUUAUUCUUCUGUCCUUUUGAGACCGUAGGCACAUAUAUUUUUUCUUUUAUUUAACUCAAAUUUCGCAAUUGCAGUAUUACUGAUAAUAGUCUCGCAAUCACAAAAUCAGCCAAUAGCUGUUCGCGAGUCCAGCUGCUUGCGAUGCUGCUACGUGACGACAUUGUUGAAGCGAGGGCAAGUGAUUUUUCGCUCUUGCUGACACGAGAUUGUCAAUUCCCUGCUGCAUGCCAUGCAAUAAUAUUUGGCUCGCAUGUUCAAAGGAGCCUCUUCUACAGGUUGGCAACGUUUCCUUGCUAUGUUCAAAACGUGUUUCAGGGUCCUUUUAACGAAGGUUUGGUGGAUUCAUGGAAAGGUUCGCUGGUCUAUGUAGGUAUGUAAAUAAAAUAUAUACUGGAAUGUGUGCAGUGGUUAGUAUCAUUUUUCAUGUUUGCCUUAAAACUCUUGCUGUUUUUUAAAUGUCAGAUUCUUUUAUUUGAUCACGGUGUGACAGUAUACUUUACAUGCAUGCACGCAACUUUCUGAGCACAUUUUCUUUAGGUAUGUAUAGGUUAUGGAAGAGCACUGUUUUAGUUGACACAACCAUUGUGGGUAGGUGUGUUUACCAAUACAGAAUUCAAUUGCUGGCUACCGAUUUGGCGAAGCUGAUACUGUAAUGCACAUGUCUUGAUUUGUACAGCCAUUUUAAUAAGGGUGCUAUGUCAGUUGAUGCUGUUUUCAAGCUGUAAUUAAGAUACAGCCACAGUUUGCAAUGGCAUAUUCUAUAGCUUAACGUAUGGCACUUGACAUGCUGAGUCGGGAAAGGAGAGUGGGUGCAUUGUGGCCAUGUGGUUAACUUCCACUAAUUUGGCACUCGUAAGGCAUGUAAUAUUAAUUUACAUUGCCUGACACUCAAAUUGCCACAUUUAUAUGAAUACAUUGCUUUUUGUAAUUCUCAGAUUAAAAUUAUGUGCACCAAAGAUUCUUACCAAAAUUGCUGAAUGGAACUCUGGUGCUACGAUUGUCAGCUACCAUGGGCAUGAUGAUUAGUACAUAGAUCUGUCUAGCCUUUAUGCUUGUGCCUUCAUACGCUCCUGUGGCUCUAUUUACUGCAUUUUAUCUGCACCUUCAUUGCAUAAAUUUCAAGGAAAUCCUAUUUCUGUUAGCGUGGAAGGCAAUCAGGCUCUACGCACAUGUGUAAAUUAUUGUGAAAUUUUGUAUUUAUACUGCAAUACUUCGUUGAAAGUGAUCAAUUUCCAAAGUCGCAAAUUUGAAGCUAGAAGAACAAAGUUUAGGGCAAGUCCAUGCAUGCUAACCAUGCUGGCUGAGCUGCCAUGCUUGCAGCUCCCAUGACAGUAGCACCAGGAUUAUUUCUGGUGACUUUUGUAGGAAACUCUGAUAUCUGUUACAGUGGCUAUGGCUUUCUCCUGAUGCGUAUUAGGUCGCAGGUUAGAAUCUCAGCCAUGGAAACUGCAUACCAAUUCCGGAACGUAAAAACACUCGUAGUACUCUGCAAUGUGGUAAAACAUUAAUCUCAACCCUUCCACUAUAGCGUCCCUCAUAACCCCUUUGUUAUUUUGGUAUGUUAAACCCCAUUAACCACUAUAUCAAUAAACCAAUGCAAAUGCAA